Messenger RNA from Diabrotica balteata, 930 nucleotides. NCBI's taxonomy places the organism in Eukaryota, Metazoa, Arthropoda, Insecta, Coleoptera, Chrysomelidae. The record is from the annotation of a GenBank genome assembly.
UGAGAUUCGACAAUGGAUUCAAAGCAUUUGCUUAUUACAGACCGCAAAAAAAUUCGUGAGGCGUGGGGUAAAAGUGAUGAAGAUGUGGUGCAAGAUAUUAAAAUUAUUAGAGAUUGGUUAGGUACACAGAAGCAUCUUCCUGAAAUUCCAAGUGAUGCUAUGAUCGAGUUUUUUCUGACAAAUUGUAAAUACAGUAUUGAGAAAACGAAGCAAAAUUUAGAUAUGUACUAUACUGCCAGAGACUUGGUACCUGAAAUAUACCGCAAUAUCAAUCCAACUAUACCGUCUCAAGUAGAAUCAGCUUACGCAACAGCAUGCAUGGUUAUACUCCCAAAUUUAACUCCAAAACUACACAGAGUCUCAAUUAUUCGAUUUAGGAAUGAUAUGCUCCAAAAAGCAGACAUUAACAAAUUUAAUGCUAAUUCACUAUCAAAUUUUUAUGAAGUUCGAAUCCACGAAGAUUUAACAAUGGGUGAUGUGACUAUCAUCGAUUACGAACACUGCUCGUUUAGUGUUAUGGCUAAACUAUCACUAGUAGCCAUGAAACAAUGUGUUUUUGUUUUUGAGAAAGUACAAAGCAGCAGACUUAAACAAUUACACCUACUUAAUCCUCCUGCUUUUAUAGAUAAAAUUCUUACACUUUUAAAAAGCUUUAUGAAAAGUAAAAUAAAAGAAAGGAUCUAUAUUCAUAAAUCAAUAGAAGGCGUUUAUCCUUUUGUACCCAAAGACACGCUACCAUCAGAUUAUGGUGGAAAAGAAAGAUCUAUGGCAGAAUUAGAAGAUAUAUGGAAAAAGAAAUUUUUGGAGUACAAAGACCGGUUUGAUUACUUAGACAAAAUAACAGUAAAUGAAGCUUUGAGACCAGAAAAACUUAAAAAUGAUGAAUUGCUGGGUUACUACGGACAUUUUAAAAAGAUUCAAAUUGAUUAG